Molecule: messenger RNA, 1203 nt
Organism: Uranotaenia lowii
Lineage: Eukaryota; Metazoa; Arthropoda; Insecta; Diptera; Culicidae
Exons: 2
Coding region: 74-811 (245 amino acids)
Biological process (GO): autophagy
Source: RefSeq, a predicted model, not a curated record
UACUCGUUCAAAACAAAGCGAUUUUUGUGUUAUUGAUGUCUGAUUUCCUUCGCACUGUUGUCGUCCUACUAAAAUGGAAAAUUCAUAUUUAAAUAUUGCACAUGUCUAUGGCCGUAAGGCAGAAAACUAUGCCAAACAUCGACGUUUUGAUGAAGCCAUCGAAAGUCACCGGAAGGCCGUGGUCAAUCUGGAUGAGGCCAUUAAACUUUCUCCCACCUCGGCGAUUGUUGUCGAAUCCUUGCAACUGCAAAGAAAGUAUCACCUCAAGCAGGUUGAGUUUCUACGCCACAAAAAGCAACAGUACGAGCGAUACAUGAAAGCCCUAGAAUAUCAGCGUCGUCGGAAUCCUGAAUAUCUUGCACAGCGUAUGGAAAAUAUGGAAAAAUAUCACGUUCUUCAACUUUCGAUUUAUAAAAACUUAGACGAUACGGAUGCUUUGUUGGAAUCUUUGUCCAAAACUCGACCGGAAGCUAUCGCUGGAGAGGGCAGGAAAAAUUCCUCUUUAGAAGAUCUUAUCAAGCUCAAUCAUUCACUCCAUAUAAUGAUCCAUCAAAUGGUGCAGAACUUUGACGAAUGUUCCACGGAAAACGAAGUCCUCAAGGAAAAAUUAAGCAUGUACGAAAAGGAAAAGGAAAACAAUCCUUCGGGAAAGGGGACUGGAAGAUUGAGCUCCGAUCAGAGAAAAGGAAACGCUACACUAGAGGCAGAUCGGUCAAUUUUGGAAGCGAUCGAUUUUCAUUCGGAAGAACUUCCGGCUCUGGCGCCUCUAGAAUUACCCACAUUUGACCUGCCAGAUUUUGAUAAGUCUUAAAUCUGAUGUGCUAGUGAAGUAAUCAGAAGUUGUAGAUAAGUUUUUUGUGUAUAUUUAUGAUAUUAUGACUUACAAAAUGAUUCAAUUACGUUGUGAAUGUAGAAAUGUGAAUGAAUCACAUUAGAAUAAUGGUUAUAUCUUCUUGAAAGAAUAAAAUUUAUGUUAACAUUCUUCAAUAAUGUAAACGAAAUCUUGGAUAAAACAAUAAAUACGUAUUCUUCUAUUAAAGUACAUAUUUCGUAAAUCAGGAUGAAAAGUUUUGAGGAAAUUUAAAUAGUUUUAUUACUUUAACUUCCAAAAAGUAUAAUUUCACUACGAAAGAAUAAAUUAUUCACUAAUAAGCAUAUUUUAGGGGCCAUCCAGAUACCACGUGGACAGAAAAGAGAAUUUAU